This is a messenger RNA of Sparassis crispa, 9594 nucleotides long. RefSeq lists its product as hypothetical. The record is from RefSeq and is a predicted model, not a curated record. Gene Ontology annotation, molecular function: heme binding; nucleic acid binding; iron ion binding. The transcript has 12 exons. Lineage: Eukaryota; Fungi; Basidiomycota; Agaricomycetes; Polyporales; Sparassidaceae. Gene Ontology annotation, biological process: DNA integration. Bases 1 to 9594 code for a protein of 3197 amino acids.
AUGACAUUUGGUGACCACUUGUCGAAUUUUCUCAGCCGUCUUCCAGUCGAGUUUGUGAAGGACAUCCGCCGCGACAAGCCAAAGAAUGUCGAGGAGAUAUAUUUUUCGGCGCGCGAGAUCGAAUGCCUCUCAAACCUUCAUCAUGUCCCUGCGCAGCAUCAGAACAACACGAACAGUUUCUGCAAGAAGACGAAAGGGUUUACUCACCGUCUUUUUUCAUCAUCUUCGUCUUCUCCAUCUGCCGCAUCAUCCUCACCUUCGGCUCCUCCUAUGUCUUCGUCACCAUCUACUGGUCCAGUUCCGAUGGACCUUGAUGCGAUGGAACAGCCACCACCACUGAAGACGAAGGAUCGGGUUAGCCAUGAGUUGAACCUCUUCGAGGGAAGUGAGCCCCCGCUGUUCACUGAUUGCUGCAAGGAACCAUUGGAGUUAUCAGUGCUUGAUCUAUCCGAUGAUGCACCUGAACCUCAUUUAUUGCCCACCUAUGCUGUCCAGCUCACUCCCAGUGUCAAUGCGAAGCCUCUUCAGCUCGCGUUGGCCAUUAUUGAUACUGGUGCCGCCUACUGCUAUAUCAAGCCGUCAGUUGUCAGAAGGGCUAAUCUUACAAUGUACCCUAUGACGGCUCAUUCUGUUCGCGGUGCGGGUGCCACUACCACGUCAGCUUGGGCUCAUUUUGCCAUCGAAAUCGGGGGUUGGCAGAAGCCGAUUUGUGCAUUCAUUUUGGACACCGAUACACUGCGCUUCGACAUGGUUAUCGGCCAAGAAUGGCUGCAGAAGUAUAAUGCGCAGCCUGAUUGGGCUACGCGCUCUUGGUUCUUGAUGGAUCCGCAUACUUGUCAGGUUGUACGGCUGCAUGUCAUGACUGUACAGCAGCCUCUUCCCCUGCCGUGCAUCGCUGGAGCCGCUGCAUCAAACCGUUGGGCUUCUCUUGUAGCUGCCCCAUUGGAGUUGUACUCGUUAGCUGAAGAACCUGUAACUGAGUCUCCGCAGGAAACCUCUGGCCACAAAUCCCCACUAGCGAAGAUCAAAUCAUUUGGUGCGCGCUUGCAUGCAUGUAUGAAGGCAAAGUUUCCAUGGUUAUUUCAUACGAAGCUUGGUGCACCACCAGCAGGUCGAUGUGAACAUGUCAUCAAUGUGACUGGAACACGACCAAUUCGUGUGCAUGGGCAUCCUUUAUCGCCACCGGAGCACGAGGAGGUUCGAAAGUUGGUUGACGAAGGUCUGCGGGAUGGAAUUAUUGAACCAAGCAAGUCUCCGUGGUCCGUGCCAUUGAUUCUCAUUCGGAAGAAGGACGGGAAAAUGUGGGUAUGUGUUGAUUUCCGUCAGCUUAAUAACUUCACUGUACAGAAUGCUUACCCUCUUCCUCGUAUCGAUGAUUCCUAUCAAAAUCUUCGUGGCGUGCAUUUCUUCACGACCCUUGACUUGCGAUCCGGUUACUGGCAGAUCCCACUCAGUGCUGCAUCACGCCCGCUGACCGCGUUUGCUAUGCAUUUCGGCCACUAUCAGUUUUGUGUUAUGCCUCUCGGCCUCUGCAAUGCACCUGUGACUUUCCAGAACUUUAUGAACGACCUCCUUCGUUCGCAUCUUGAUCGCUGCGUAAUGGUCUACCUUGAUGACAUCAUCAUCUACUCACCGAACCUUCCGCAGCAUCUCGCUAAUGUCGACUGGGUCCUCACCUGUCUUGAUCACCAGGGUCUGAUCCUACAUGAGGACAAAUGUCAGUGGGUUCAAACUGAGUUGACUUAUCUUGGGCACAUUGUUUCUAUUGCUGGUGUCCGUCCGAAUCCAGAGAAAGUCCAGGCCAUCACUGAAUGGCCACGUCCCGAUAACGUUACUCAUCUUCGCAGUUUCCUCAAUCUUACUGGCUACUACCGCCGUUUCAUGAAAGGGUUUGCGAAGAUUGCUGGGCCGAUGUAUGAUUUAUUGAAGGGCAAUCCCCGGAAGCGUGCUAAAAUUAAAUGGUCAGCCCCUUGCGAACAGGCUUUUGUCGCUUUGAAAUUGCGACUUACCUCUGCUCCUCUUCUCAGUUACCCGUCACCUUGGCGUCUCUUCAUUCUCGAUGUUGAUGCUUCGGGCCAUGCUAUUGGUGGUAUCCUCCAUCAAUCGCAAAAUGAUUUUCCCAAGGGGGAGGGAGAUCACUCAUGCUUCGCGUUCAAGGAGUCUGAUCUUCAGCCGAUUGCUUUUGAAUCAUGUCGUAUGACCCCGACUGAGCAGCGGUACUCCACGCAGGAGUGUGAAAUGCUUGCGAUUGAUCACUGUUUGCAGAAAUGGCGAAGCUACAUUGAAGGCUCACCUGUUGUUGUGCAUUCUGACCAUGAAUCUUUGAAGUACUUCUUGUCGCAGAAACAUUUGGGUCGCCAUCUUGCCCAUUUCGCCGACAACAUCGCACACUUUGAUGUGUUAAUCCAGUACCGCCCCGGUCAUAAUCAGCUUGCCGCUGAUGCAUUGUCCUGUCGUGAUGGCCAAGCUGAUGUUCCAGACUACGAGGCCUCUGGCCCAUUGUUUGCGAACCCGAUGGAGCCAGCAGUGGACUAUGAUAGGUCAGCGCUUUUCGAGACUUUGAAGAAAUGGAGAGAAGACUUACUUCGAGAUGCUAGUGCUGAGCCGAGUCGUCGCGGCUUCCUCGUCCGCGAUGGUGCACUCUUUCACUCUGUUGACCAAGGUCAGGGUGAAGUCUUCUUGCCAGUUCCGGUGAACCUUGACGAGGCCUUGCGGGUCAUUCGGGAGGUACACACUGACCUCGGACAUCUCGGUGUUCGUGCGGUUGCGAAAGUAUUGAAGUCGCACGUAUGGCUGCCAAUUGUCACUGAGUUAGUCGAAUUCGUUAUCCGUCGCUGCGAUGCUUGCCAGUUCACGCAGUGCGAGGCUCCACCUGCCCAGCCGUUGCACCCACUUCCUCGUACGGAUGCCUUUGAUCAUUGGGCUUUAGACUUUAUAGGUCCCCUGGUGAAAUCGAAAGAAGGAAAUGAGUAUAUUCUUACCGCCAUGGAUCACAGCACUGAUUUUGCCUAUGCGACUGCAAUUCCACGCCGUUCUCAUAUUGCUGUCAUCGCAUUGCUGCGCCGCCUUAUCACGACCCAUGGGAAGCCUUCCACCGUCCUCACGGAUAAUGGAGAGGAAUUUCUGUUGUAUCCUUUUCAGAAUUAUCUUCAGCGAUUAGGAAUUCAGCACUUACACACCUCGUCAUACCAUUCGCAGACGAAUGGCCGCCUCGAGAAGUUUAACGAUACGCUGGUACAGACAUUGGCACGUUAUACGGCUCCCAACCGACAGGACAAAUGGGAUCAAUACUUAUCAGAUGCACUUCUUGCGCAGCACGCGCAUGUCAGUCGGAGCCAUGGCACGUCACCUUUCUUCCUUGUGUUUGGUCAUCAGCCUCGUCUUCCGCACGAAACGACUUACGACCUUCUUCGGGCACCACCGACCGACGCGGAGAUCGCAACAUUGCAAAACCGUCAUCUCGAGCAUGUUCAGAACCUUGAGAGGUUCCGAACUGAGGCGAACACAUGCGCCUUGCGCCGCUUGCAGGAUGAGAAGGAUUUAUCCACGCUGGAUUUUAACUACAUCAACCCGACCGCUCUUCCAGAGCAGUACCGCGAGCACCUCCCAUCCCAAGCGGAGUGGAGCACAGAACGAAACGCACAUUUCAUAGGAGGAAGGCCUGUAUUCAUCAGGCCAGACAAUCACAACUUCGACUACUCCCCAGAGGAAUUUGAAAGGACACUUCCCCAUAAUCUUGGUGGAAUAGUCCUCCAGCACAUCGCAGACAGCGGUAUAACAACCUCCUAUCCAGGAGAAAGACCAGACGCCCCUUGGAACCCCCCUGCCCAGAAUCCUAUACCCCAACCGACUCUUGCACCAAUCGUACCUGAUUACAUACCACCGAUGGCUACAGUUACCAUGGAUGAAGGACGUCACCAUGCUAGCCAGAAGGAACUUGGUUUUAGAAAACCCGAGAUCUUCAACGGUUCAGACCGUUCGAAGCUUAGGGAAUUUAUAAACCAAUGCAAGAACUACAUGGCCGGAAAUAGCCAUGUCUACCAGGAGGACAAUCAGAAGAUCGCAUUCGUGCUAUCGCACAUGCAAGGAGGAACAGCAGGAUCAUGGGCACAGAGCUUCAUAGAAACGGAACUCACCAAUGACGACUUCCUUUCUUAUGGGAGUUGGAGAGACUUCAUUGCGAGUGUGAACAAAGCAUUUGGCGAUGAAAAUAUUGAAGAAACCGCUCGUACCUUGCUGCGUAACAUCAAGCAAGGAACUCGUACUGCGGACGACUACAUUGCCGAAUUCCGAUCGCUUGAAUCCAAGGCGAAACUAGAAGAUGCCGGAAAUAUCGAGUAUUUCAAGUGGGGGCUUAACGACCCACUCCGACAAAGGAUAUAUGGGAUGGAAAGCAUGCCCAAGACACUUGACAAGUGGUACGAAUACGCCUCGCGGUUUGAUAACCAAUGGAGAUCUGCUCAGAUCUUCAAACGAGGAGCCACUACGACGACACGAGGAAAGGGCCGAUCUGUCCAUCGUCCCUACUACUCGGCUUCUGCAAAGGAUCCAAACGCGAUGGAUGUUGAUCGUGUCAAUAUCUCGCGCUUAUACCCAGACGAGCGACAGAAGAGAAUGAAAGAAGGAUUAUGUUUCCUAUGCGGAAAGAAGGGCCAUAUAGCCAACGACAGACAAUUUCACCCCCAGUCUGGAAGUUUCACCCGUGCCAGAACGAUACAGCCCGGGUUAGACACAGACACGAUCACAUGGAUCAAGAAGAUGCGAGAAGACCUCGCACAGAAGAAGGAGGUGUCGAAGGAAGAAACCAGAGAGGAACAGAUCGCCUAUGUGCGAAACGUCUUCAACGACAUGACUGACGAAGAACGAACCCAAUUGGAAGCCUUGAUCGAUUCCGGUGCGGCCGAAACGUUCAUGAACAUUCGUUUUGCGGAAGAAAACGAUUUCAUCAGAUGGGAAUUACCGAAACCGAUUACAGUCAUGAAUGCAGAUGGCACACCAAAUCAAAUGGGUACCAUUACUCAUUGCACCUGGAAGAUGAUGAAAAUUGGAGGAAGGAAGACGCUUACUCGCUUCCUCUUGACCGGCAUUGGCAAAGAAAACAUACUUCUUGGCAUGCCGUGGCUUAAACGCCUCAAUCCAAUGAUCAACUGGGAAACCGGUGACUUUUGGUUUGGUAAAGAGGCCAAAUGGCCACCGAAACUCACCGUCGAAGAUGCACCAGAUGAAGAAGUUUCGAUUUUCAAGGAAGAUGGACUCCCAGAGUUAAUCACCACCGAAACUUCCCCUACCUCGUUUGGACAUUCGGAAUCUAUCAGAGAAAUCAUGGCCGAUAACACUGAGCGUGGCGAGUUACCCGCAGUGCGGAAUGAUACCGAACCAGAUGACCUAUCAUCAGAAUCCCCUAUGGAUCAGCUCGAUGACGACGAUCUAGUUAUAUCCUAUAUCGCAGGAGAGCCGGUCAUUGGGAUAUUUGAACCCAUCAGGAAGGAGUCACCUUUGACGAAUGAAGAGACUGAAACCGCAGUCUUCACCAUACGAAGAGGUCCCGCCAUUGGAAGAAUGACACACAGUACUCGAUCCCCAUUAUUCUGUAAUGCACAGAAUACGGUCUUUUACAAAUCAUCCGGUAAAUCACAAGAAUUGGCACAACAGGCACACAAGGAAGCAUCAGCUGUAGACAAACCCAAAACCGUCGAGGAGUUGGUCCCCAAUUACCUCCACGAUUUGAAGUCCGUCUUUGAAAAGAAAGCAGCUGAACGCUUUCCAGAAACCAGGCCUUGGGACCACGCCAUUGACUUGAAACCCGAUUUUAUUCCACGCGACUGUAAAGUCUAUCCGUUAUCGCUCAAAGAACAAGGAGCGAUGGAUGACUUCCUGGAAGAAAAUCUGCGAAAAGGAUAUAUCCGACCGUCGAAGUCUCCCAUGGCUUCACCGUUUUUCUUCGUAGGAAAGAAAGACGGAGCGCUACGUCCUUGUCAGGAUUACCGAUACCUGAAUGAAGGGACGGUGAAGAAUGCCUAUCCUCUUCCGCUCAUCUCUGACCUUAUGGAUCAAUUCAAAGGCGCAUCGAUCUUUACGAAAAUGGAUUUACGCUCCGGAUAUAACAAUGUCAGAAUCAAAGAUGGUGACCAAUGGAAGGGCGCAUUUAAGACAAAUCGCGGACUUUUCGAACCUAUGGUCAUGUUCUUUGGACUCUGCAACUCCCCGGCGACUUUCCAAAUGAUGAUGAACGCACUCUUCAAGGACAUGAUCGACGAGGGAUGGAUAGUCAUUUACAUGGAUGAUAUCCUCAUCUUCUCAAACGAUUUGGAAGAACAUCACGUUCGAACCCGACGCGUACUCCAACGACUCAAAGACAACGACUUAUUCCUUAAACCGGAAAAGUGUUUCUUUGACGUUAAAGAAGUCGAAUUCCUAGGCAUGAUCAUUCGAGAAAACUACAUUGGCAUGGACCCUAUCAAACUUAAAGGAAUUGCGGAAUGGCCUGAACCAAGCACGGUAAAAGGUGUUCGCUCUUUCCUAGGGUUUGGAAACUUCUAUCGGAAGUUUAUUGCCAACUUCUCGGAUAUUGCCAAACCAUUGACAAAUCUUACGCGCACUGCCGCUGGAUCUCCACCUUUUGAAUGGACAACAGAAUGUCAGACAGCUUUCGACACAUUGAAGCAACGAUUUAGUACCGCCCCAGUACUGUUACUGCCUGACAAGGCAAAACCCUUUAUUGUUGAAUCCGACGCUUCCAAGUUUGCUACGGGUGCAGUUUUACGCCAAGCCGAUAUCAAUGGAGAACUCCAUCCUUGUGCCUACAUUUCACAGACGCUCAAUCCAGCUGAACGGAACUACGAAAUCUACGACCGCGAACUCCUCGGAAUUAUUCGAGCCCUCACUGAAUGGCGCCAUUAUCUUGAAGGCUCUCCCCAUCCCGUCGAAGUUCGCAGUGAUCACAAGAACCUCACGUACUUCCGUACAGCUCAGAAGUUAAACCGCCGACAGGCACGAUGGAGUCUCAAAUUAUCACAAUUUGAUCUUCACCUCAUCCAUGUCCCUGGCACUCAGAUGAUCCAAUCUGAUGCGCUCUCUCAUCGUAAUGGACUCGAUGACAGUGAAAGUGACAACGAAGAUCGCAUUCUUUUACCCAACGCACUAUUCGUGCGAUCCAUUUCCCCAACACUAUUCGACGAAAUCAGGAAUCACGCAGCAAAAGACCUCAUUGUUCACGAAGCCCUCGAAGCGAUUGCACACAAAGGGCCAGUCCCCAUGAAAUCAUCGCUUUCCGACUGGGAAGUUCACGAUGGUGUCAUCCUCUACAAGGGAAAGAUUUACGUCCCACCAUCCGAAACUCUUCGUCGUGAUCUCGUUCGACUACAUCACGACUCCCCUGCCAUGGGUCACCCUGGAAAGUUCAAUACUCUUGAACUGUUACGUCGUGAAUUCUGGUGGCCUGGCAUGUAUACAUUUGUCUACAAUUAUGUUGAAGGCUGUGCCGCCUGUCAACAAAUGAAACCGAAUACUCAUCCAACUCGUAUUCCUUUGGAACCAAUUCCCGCCGACCCACACGCAUUACCAUUUUCCUGUUGCACCACCGAUUUUAUUACCGACCUCCCCGUUUCCAACGGUUUUGAUUCAAUUAUGGUCGUAGUAGACCAUGACCUUACGAAGGGGGUGAUUCUUACGCCCUGCCUCAAAACGAUCACAGCCGAAGGAACGGCCAAGAUUUUUCAUGACAAAGUAUACUCGCGAUUUGGAUUACCCGACCGAAUCAUCUCGGAUAGAGGACCUCAAUACGCAUCCAAGGUCUUCCAAGAGUUAAAUCGACUACUCCAGAUCAGAUCAUCAAUGAGCACAGCUUAUCACCCUCAGACGGACGGAGAAACAGAGCGAGUCAACCAGGAGCUGGAAAUCUAUCUUCGACUCUAUUGCGGAAACAACCCUGAAACAUGGGCCGACCGCCUGCCAGACCUCGAGUUUUGUCAUAACACAAGGGAACACUCGGCACGGAAGAUGAGCCCAUUCCGCAUCAUGAUGGGAUAUGAACCACGGGGACUCCCUUCUGUAUUUCCGACCACGAACAUUCCAUCGGUUGAAUCCAGGCUUGACAUGUUGCAGAAGAUAAGACUAGAAGCACUAGCCAUGCACGAGUUAGCCCGACAACAGAUGGCGGACCGAGUCAGACAAGGAUCACCGAAGUUUACACUAGGACAGAAGGUCUGGCUGGACUCGAGGAACCUGAAGGUCAAUUACGCCUCGCGCAAGAUAGCACCAAAGCGUGAGGGGCCAUUCGAAAUUGUCGAAGUCAUCGGACCAGCCAACUAUCGUCUCAAACUCCCGAAGACCUGGCGAGUUCAUUCCGUAUUCCACGCUGCCCUUCUAUCUCCUUAUCGCGAAAACGACAUACAUGGUCCGAAUUACAUGAACCCACCACCUGAUGUCGUUGAUAACGAAGAAGAGUACGAGGUCGAAGCCAUCCUGAAUCACAAGACGUACCGAGGUCAUCUGAGACCGGACUUCGCGUUGCUACUCCGCAAUUGUGACACACAGAUGACAGAGGCGCUCGUCCUUGUCAAGGCUAUAAUGCAUAAGCCCGACGACUGGCUUGCGCAUACACGAGAGUCCAUAUCACUGUUACAGUUCUCAAUGGUGUACGGCUUAUCUUCCGAGAAGCGGAGGUUGGAGGCCCUUGCUGCCUUGCCCCGAAUCAACAGUUUCGUGGACCGACUUGUCCAUGCGGCUUAUCCUGGCGCUCAUCUCGUGGAAUUCUUUCCUAUAUUACACCAUCUUCCAAAUCGAAUAGCCAAGUGGAAGCGUGACACAGAGUAUUGGUUUGAAGAAGACUCCAAUAUGUUCGAAUCUUUGUACUGCAACACCGAACCUACGGGGGAUGGUACAAGGGACAACCUUGUGAAUGCAUUUCUGUCUGAAAGGGAUCAGCAUAACUGUAACCCCAGAGAGGCAGCAUGGCUUGCUGGGACCUUGUAUGCUGCUGGAACUGAAACGACAAUGAGUGUCUUAUCAUGGUUCAUUCUCGUGAUGAUUGCAUACCCCGACGUGCAAGCAAAGGCACAUGCAGAGCUCAACACAGUUGUUGGGUGUUCUCAUUCGCCCUGUUUUGCAGACUGCAGUGACCUGCUAUACAUUCGUGCAAUCGUCAAGGAAGCUCUCUGCUGGCAACCAGUAGCCCUCACUGCUCGGAUGACUGGUAUGGCGACUACUACAUCCCGAAAGGGACUAUUUGCAUUCCAAACAUUUGGUUCGUCCCAAUUAUACUUUAUCCCCUUUGCCGUUGUGACAGGCAAGUUUAUUUUCGACCUCGCAAGGUCUAUGAACAGGGAUCCCGACGUCUAUGGUUCUGACGCUCAUGAAUUCAAUCCAGACCGCCAUUUGAGCGAAGACGGCGGCAUCGGCAGAGCUCUCUCCAAUACUAAACAAGAGGGCCAUUCAAGCUAUGGUUUCGGGAAAAGAUUUUGCGUGGGCAGGCACGUGACGAAUGACUCCCUUUUCAUUAACAUCGCCCUCAUUCUCUGGGCAUUCGAGAUCUGCAGCGUCGAUGACAAUAAGCCCUCGUGUGCAGACUUCAUCAAUACUGGCCUUGUCAUGUGA